Molecule: messenger RNA, 1226 nt
Organism: Physella acuta
Lineage: Eukaryota; Metazoa; Mollusca; Gastropoda; Physidae
Product: tetranectin-like
Source: RefSeq, a predicted model, not a curated record
AUGCCUGGAAGAAACUCUGAACAAGGGUCAAGUUUGGCUCCUGUAAAAGUCCAUGGCCUGGAGAUACAAGUCACGCCUCGAGUGUUGGAGAUUGGGGUCACCAGGUACCUGACGGUCAAAUGUCUGGCACCAAAAGAGAUCCCGUCGACCAUCGAUAGUCUGAUUUCAUUGGCCAUCUUUAGAUCCGAUGGUUCGCAGGGUUCCGCUUUCAAAGAACUUUCCUCCAUCAACGCUUUUCAUGCAGACAGCCAGGUCAUCCAAAACGUCAAAGACAACGAAACAUCAGAAGGAAAAAUUGACAACAACGGCCUGUCAUACUUAACUCUAGUUUGGGAAUUCCCGGACGCCAGUAAAGCCGGGGUGUACGUGUGUCAAGCUAACGGUGUGGAUUUUUCCGGUCACCCCGUUUCUAAAAAUAGUCCAGCGAUUUCUGUUCAGUCGACUCAUCCCGGAGUAGAAUCGCUGGUUAAUCAAAUGAAAAAUUUUACAACUCAGAUGGAGCAAGUACUCAGUGCGGUCAGCGGUCUUGAAAACUUCAGAGAAGUCUGGAUCAAUCGCGUACAGCGUAUGAAAUCUGUCAUGUUUAGUUCAAACGUUUCUUACAACGGACAUGGUUAUUAUCUGUCUUUCUUACAUAGGUCUAUGAUCGUACACGAUUUUUCAGCCGUCUGCGAAAUGUUUGGUGGUUAUUUGGUAGAGAUCGAUUCCACGGAUGAAUUUACUUUCCUCGGUAAUUUUGUAAAUAACCAUUCAGAUAUUAAUUGGGUCCCUACCGGAAUAACCGAUGAACUAAACGAAAACGUGUGGAUUAACAUGAAUGCUGGCACCGUUGCUACGAAUUACAUCCAAUUCGCCGCACGGGAGCCAAACGGUGGCCGCGGUGAAAAUUGUCUGGCACUGUCUCGAGAAAAUGGGUGGAAGAUAGUUGAUAUCGCCUGCUCCUAUGCAUGGCCCAGUUUUCAAAUGGGAUUUGUAUGUGAAAUUCCAGAGUAAAAAUUUCCAGUUUCAUAUUUUAAUUUAUAAUCACAAUGUUCCUUGUAAUCAAUGGGUUUUUUUUUUAUCCUGUAAAAUGUUCAACAAUUAAACGGUUUCUUGAAAACCAGUUGUAUUAUCAAAACGUGUUUAAAAUUAUACAGCCAAUUCGUACUAUGAUAACAAUUAGCCUUUAUAUACAUGUAGUUUUAUUACCUACUUACAGUGGUACUUUUAAAAUACUAAUGCGAAUA